AUGGAGAUCUCAAUUGGCCGGAGGCGAGAAAAGUUUAGAAACGCCGGUAAUCGAAACAUGUUGAACAGCUUGAGUUGGACCCCGGUUAUGGUCGACCGACCGCGUCACGACUGCGAUAUUCUUGAGCAUCUCGAGCCGCCCCUGCGAAACGCUGUGCUCAACAACCUCGUCCAGUGCUCUCAUAGGCUUUGGGUCCAGCUUGACAGCACCCUUUACCGGCGAGAUGCUCUCAACGGCUUGUCCGUACUCUGGGCGUCAGCGCGAGGCGAUGCCGCUGCUCUCCGAAAGGCCAUCCGCCACGGCGUUCCCGUCGACGUGCAAUGGCCACGGAAGUGGAGGAGUCCCUGGAAGGAAUCCUCCUGCCUGGAAAAGUGGCGUGCUUUCGCGCAUAAGGUCAAGGGUUACACGGCGCUGCAAGUCGCUGCUGUACUUGGCCACACCCAUCUGAUUGAGAUACUUGUCCGUGCCGGCGCCGACAUCAACGCCGUCACCGUCUGCUGCUGGCGCUGUGAAUCCGGAGCGGAAACGGAUACGAUUACCGACAUCGCGCCCAGAACAGCGAGAAAGACACCGCUCCACUUGGCUAUUUGCCAUCGCAAUUGGAACACGGCCGAAGCUAUCGUACGCCACGGAUCCUCUCUUGUGGUGGACGGCCCCGAUGGCCCAGAAGAUGUACUCGAGUGGGCCGACUCCGACGGAGCCAACAUCCGCAACUGGACGGCCCUACACGAUCUGAGCCGCCACUGGACGCCCGGCAACGAAGCCGGCGACUUUGCCGAGUGGUUGGUGGCACCGGGUCUUAUCGACAUCAACGCGCCGACAGACCGAGGCAUGACGCCCUUGGCGACGGCGUGCACUGCCGGCCAGUUCAAAUUAGCCCACCGGCUGCUGUCUCUGGGGGCGAACUGCAACACCAGCGUGCCGACCCGGCCUACAGAGACCCUGGUCCACAUCGCGCUUAGAGCCUGCAACGAUAUGGGCAUGCAGCGGUUGGCGGUCAACACCGGCGACGACGAGUACUCGCUUUACCUUGUGGGACGAGACGAGGCGUUCGACAUGCUGCCAGAGCUAGUCCAGCGGCUGGUGGACAAGGGUGUGGCCGUCAACGCGACAGACGCAACCCACCAGACGGCGCUUCAUGUCGCCGCAACCUUUGGCGAGCUCGGCAUCGUUGAGCUCCUGCUGAGAAACGGAGCGGACCCGGCGUUGCAGGAUAUCGACGGCGCUCGGCCCUUGGACUUGGAAAAAAGUCGGAGCCCACUUCUGACGCAUGGCCGCUGGUCUAGACGUCCUGGCUGCGGGCCUUUUCCGUCCUCCGCCACCGGCGACAACACCGGAUUUGUGACAACACGGGAUCAUUCACUGCUCACCGCGACUCAGGCGGCACGCGUGUUUGGCCCCGAUGUCUUGUCGCCCACGGAUCAGGCCGGCAGAAUGUUCUUUGAGCUAAGCGAGAUCCAUACACCGCAUACUGCGUGCAAACUGCGUUUCCAGUGCUGGUUGGUCAUCGACAGCCAGAACCCGACUCUUGAGCAUGUCCCCCACAUCGCUUCGACCUACUGGGGCGGAAAUCCCUUGCUCGGAAUCUCCCUCAGUGGGCUAUCCGCCGUGUUCUGGGCCGUCAAAGGAAGGCCCCGAGUCAUUUUGAAGUUGAAGACGUACGACUACCACUUCAAGGCUCGGCGGAAGCACCUUGUGAGAGUGGAGUUUCGGAUGAACCACAGCAGGACCCAGUUCUUGCAGUUUGUCCUCCCGUUUGUCCUCACCAUAGAGGAAAAGUCUAGAGUUUGCCUUGCCGAUCAGAAGCACGCGAUUGGCGAUAUUGUUGGGGGUGGACGAGUUGACGCCGACCAUGACGUUUGCGACCUUCUGGACAGCGAUAGAGAACCUGGUAACUUCGUUCUGCUCGAGGCACAUUGGGACGAACUGGACGUCAUGGGCCUUGCCAACCAGCUUGACGAUGACUGUAGGACACUGACGAAGAGGUUAGCUUUGCCCGGCAUGCGAUUCACGUCUAUCAAGGUGGUGGGGCGGGGAUUUGGUUGUAUCCUACGUCCUUUCCUUGGCGACCUGUGGCACGUCGUCUUUGACUUUGAAGAACUCCAGGAGAGCGACCCAGUCGCAAGCCGCGUUCCAGGCGAUAAGCGUAGAAUUUAUCUUUCGUAG
Messenger RNA from Colletotrichum higginsianum IMI 349063, 2166 nucleotides. RefSeq names its product ankyrin repeat protein. The coding region runs from base 1 to 2166 and encodes 721 amino acids. Gene Ontology annotation, molecular function: protein binding. Lineage: Eukaryota; Fungi; Ascomycota; Sordariomycetes; Glomerellales; Glomerellaceae. The transcript has 4 exons. The record is from RefSeq and is a predicted model, not a curated record.